AUGCACCCUGGGGUCCCUGCGGCACUGGGGCUCUCUGAGCCUGGUCCCCGAGAGCUGUGUGCUUUUGUGAGUGGGGCAUCGGCCCACAUGCUGCGGGCCCUGCAGCCCAGACGCACCCGGCCACCCAAGAGGAGGCCCAACCACAGGAGGUUCCUGCACAACCAGAUCUGCAGGCAAUUCGCCAAGAUUGAGGCUGCCACCCAGAGCCUGGCCCUAUCCAUCCUGUCCCAGGAGGCAACCCCCCAGAGAAAGCCAGCCAGAAGGCCACCCUUGCCGCCUCCAUCUCCCUUCCUGGGGGUGGCUUGUGCUAUGGCCCCCAUGGAGGCACCCCAUACCAGCGCCACCCUGAGCCUUGCUGCCCUAGAGGCCUCCACCCUUGACCUCUUCGAUGACAUUGCACUCACCCCAGACUGUCCUUCAGUGCCAUGUGAUCUGUCCUCACAGCCUCCGACUGCUGAUACUCCCCAGCUGGCGUGGGAUCUGUCCUGUCAUGCUCUGGGCCAGGGAGACCUGAGGCAGCAGGACAUAAUGCUGGCACCACAUUGCUCAGAUCCUCUGCCUCUUACACAGCAUGCCCAAUGGGGAGAGUCUGAGACUGGGCAUCUGGACUGGAGCUGGGUGGACAGGUGGGAAGUGCCUAGUACCUGGCAUUCUCAGGGGAUCCGCCAAGACUGGGGGACCCCAUGAUUAUCAACUGCAAUGCAGCCCAGGGCCCAGGACAAAGCAGAGGCCUCACCCAGAAGUCCCCUGACCUGUCCUCCACUCCUUUCCUGACAGACCCUGAGAAAACAAGCCAAGCCCAGACUCCUGCCUCGGGCCAGGCCCAGGGCCCCACCUCUGUCCCUUGGGGACUCACUGUGGGUUGCCUUCUCCCUUCUUUCUUCCCAGCCCCAUCUUGGCAUCUGUGGCUCCCUCUCACCGGGCUCAUCUCUGCCUAGUGGUCUAGGCUCGUCGCAAUUAUUCCCAAGAUCUACUGAGCGCCUACCGUGGGCCAGGCCAGGUGGAGGUGUGGAGGUACAGCAGAGGAUACCCUGCCCUCCUGGCGCUCUCAUUUGUGUGUUUGUGUGUGGAGGAGCCAACAAUAAACGAGUACCCA
This is a messenger RNA of Marmota monax (woodchuck), 1096 nucleotides long. It is a transcript of the gene CUNH19orf85, whose product is annotated as chromosome unknown C19orf85 homolog. The transcript is spliced from 2 exons. Bases 1 to 687 code for a protein of 228 amino acids. Lineage: Eukaryota; Metazoa; Chordata; Mammalia; Rodentia; Sciuridae. The record is from RefSeq and is a predicted model, not a curated record.